Numida meleagris (helmeted guineafowl) is the source of this 2993-nucleotide messenger RNA. RefSeq names its product Rho guanine nucleotide exchange factor 16 (gene ARHGEF16). Gene Ontology annotation, biological process: activation of GTPase activity. The record is from RefSeq and is a predicted model, not a curated record. Gene Ontology annotation, molecular function: guanyl-nucleotide exchange factor activity; protein binding. The transcript has 15 exons. Bases 192 to 2246 code for a protein of 684 amino acids. NCBI's taxonomy places the organism in Eukaryota, Metazoa, Chordata, Aves, Galliformes, Numididae.
GCCCUCGGGGCGGAGCGGUCCCCUCCAGCCGCGGCCCCGCUGCUCCCCACCCCCCUCGCCUCUCCCGGAGGAAUUUCCCUCCCGUCCCGCAGCUCCGCCCGCCCCGCACCUGGGGGUGGGCGCCCCGGGGGGUUCUUAGCAUCGCCUGCAGCUGCGAAACGGCCGAGCUCUCCGCUCCCCGUGCCGCCGCCAUGUCCCGCAGCCCACCAGCAGCCGAGGACCAGGCCUUCCUCCUGCAGUACCGCUGCCACCCGCUGCGACCUGAACCCCCCGCACCGACCUCCCCUCCCGGCAGGCGCAACCCUGACCCCGCUGCGGGCUGCUUCCCCCUGGCCGAGCCGCGCCGCAUCGUGCUGAGCACGGACAGCCCGGCCGCGCUGAAGGUGGGCACGCAGCAGCUGAUCCCCCGGAGCCUGGCGGUCUCCACCAAGACCAAGAACCCCACGCGGAACCCCAGCACUGGAUCCGUCCCUGAAGCUGUGUGCCCGGGGCAGAAGCGAGCGUCCGUCCCCAGCGUCACGCUGCAGGAGGACACGGAGGAGGAUGGAGGAGGGAUGCUCAAGCGCAACCUGAGGAGCAUGUCGUACCGUGCAGCCAUGAAAGGCCCGGGCACGGAGAUGGAGCCGGCGAGCACCGUGCCCGCGCUGAAACCACUGCAGGAGGAGGGGAGCGCUCCGCCUGCCCGCAGCCCCGGCAGGAGCAAGAGAACCCUCGGGCGGAAGCGGGUGCAGAAGCACGGCGGCUCAUUCAAGGACCAGCCACGGCUGUACCAGGAAAUCCGCGAGAGAGGGCUGAACUCCGUCAGCCAGGAGUCGGAUGAGGAUUUGCUGGAGGAGCCCGUCCCCGAGGAGCCGUCCCCGCCCGGCGCUGCCAUCGUGGUGCGGAGCUAUCGGCCCGCACAGGUCACCUGGAGCCAGCUCCCGGAGGUGCUGGAGGCGGGCGUGCUGGAGGCCAUAACGCCCGAGGAGCGCAAGCGGCAGGAGGCCAUGUUUGAGAUCAUCACGUCGGAGUUCUCCUACAUGCACAGCCUGAGCGUGCUGGUGGGCUGCUUCAAGAAGUCAGAGGAGCUGAAGGAGACCAUGACCCAGACGGAGCACCACCACCUCUUCUCCAACAUCAGCGACAUCCUGGCCGUCAGCACCAGCUUCUUUGAAGCCCUAGAGAAGCGACACCAGGAGAACGUCCUCAUCCCUGACAUCAGUGACAUCGUGGAGGAGCACGCCUCGAAGCACUUCAACCCCUACGUUAGCUACUGCUCCAACGAAGUCUACCAGCAGAGGACACUGCAGAGGCUGCUAAACACAAAUCCCUUAUUUAAAGAGGCCUUGAAACAAAUCGAAAGGAAACCAGAAUGUGGAGGGCUGCCACUGAUAUCAUUUCUCAUUCUCCCUAUGCAGCGAGUAACGCGGCUUCCUCUGCUGUUAGAUACAGUCUGUCAAAAAACCCAAGCAUGCACUGCCGCAUAUGGAGCUGCCACCAGAGCUCUGAAAGCCAUCAGCAAGCUGGUUAAGAACUGCAACGACGGAGCUCGUGCAAUGGAGAGGACAGAGCAGCUGUACACCCUGCAGACGCAGCUGGAGUUCGGGAAGAAGAAGCCUUUUCCCCUGAUCUCUGCCUCCCGCUGGCUGCUGAAGCGAGGCGAGCUCUACCUGCUCUCCUCCGAGGAGGGAGGAAUCUUCCGGAAGGGCUCCGGCAGGGUCUGCCACCUCUUCCUCUUCAACGAUGUCCUGAUCAUCACCAAGAAGAAAAGUGAGGAGAGCUACACCGUCAUGAACUAUGCCACGCUGGACCAAGUCUCGGUGGAGAAGAUGGAGACCACGGAGCCGCCGUCCCCCCCUCCCAGCCGGCCGGGCGGGCACCUGCUGCGCGUGGUGAUGGAGCGGGACAGCGAGGGCCGGCGCGAGGAGGUGCUGCUGUCAGCUGAGACUCUGAGUGACCGGGCACGCUGGGUCACGGCGCUGAUGCACCGAGAGCGAGAGCAGCCUGACAGCACUCCCCGCGGAGACCUGAGCCAAGUGGAGAUCACCCGGGCCUACAUGGCCAAGCAGGCGGACGAGAUUUCCCUGCAGCAGGCCGACGUGGUGCUGGUGCUGGGCGAGGAGGAUGGCUGGUGCUGGGGGGAGCGGCUGCGGGACGGCGAGCGGGGCUGGUUCCCCCAGGCCUGUGCUCGGCCCAUCACCAGCCGCGUGGCUGUGGAGUGCAACGUGCGCCGGAUGGAGCGGCUCCGCAUCGAGACCAACGUGUAACCUGGCCCAAUGGGAUCCCCAGAGCUCUGCAGACUGAGCCUCCCCUGAGGAGUGAGCAGGAGAGCCUUCAUUCCUGAGUUUGGUUGGCAGGGACUGGUUGUGGUAGCAGUGGUGAUGGCUGUUAAUUAACACAGGACCUGGCAUCCAGGUCCUUUUGGCCAAGCAUUAGGGCCACCUUGUCCCAUGCAGAGCUGGCUUUGCCCCAGAACUCAGCACCAAGGAGUGGUUAAGGACCAGGGGCAGGGCAGGGAACAGUGCUGAGGCCGCCGAGCAGCUCAGGUCUGUUCACAAUGGGAGAGGUGCUGUGAUGUCUCCGUUUGCAUCAAACUGCCAAAGGAUUAAGGAGACCAACAAUAAAUUCUUGGCUCCUACUGAGACACGUGUCCUCCUCCUUGCCCAAAAUGCAGCAGUGGGCUCCCUCCAAGGAGCCAGGUGUUCCCCAUUGCUAACACUCAGCAGAAAGCUCCAUCUUUCAGCUGUGUCUUUGCUCCUUUGUGGUGGAUGUGUCUCAGGAGCUGAUAGAAAUCGACAUCAGGCUGCAAUAUUCAUGUGUAGCCAACUGAAUGGAAGAGACAAGGUGAACAGAAGGUCGGUGAGGCUGUCUGUUUAUUUCUAUCAGCUGUGGAAGAAUUAAAAUUGUUAAUCAGUGCUAAAUUAGAGGAGAUGGGCUUCUAAGAGAGAGACAAGUAAGUGCUACAUGAAAAAAAAAGCAGCAAGAAACAGUAAAAAACAACGAUGGUCUGAAAA